AUCCUGCUGGUACCACCGUCCCUCCAGGCGAGGCUUCAGGAAAAAACAUACCGACUUGCUUGAACCGCCCUCUGUCAACUCGACAAGCUCAAGCCAACCGCUUUACGACGGCUCCUAAUCGUAAUUGUCUGCCUCCAAUACCACGCCAGACUUUGCAUCCGACAAACAGUUCUCCAUGAACAUGCCAAAGCACACUCGCUCCUCCAGCCAGGCCCAUAGCAGAUAUACAAACUCGAUGCCUGUCUCCCUGGCCCCCACAGCGCCGCUGCCCAUCUACAACAACUCCCGUGUGACGAUGCCCAUGAGUACGGCCGCCUACUAUCCCACCAUGUCCUCAACGACGGCCACGCAGCCGUCUUUGACGACCGAAGACUACGACUCAUACUCGGCCGCUCUGCCCGUCUCUCAGCCUCCCAUGCCCCACCGGGCCUCCUCGGGUGCCUGGACACCGCUCGACGACCAGAACCUUCUUGGUGCUCGGCAGCAGGGCCUCAACUGGUCCCAGAUCCACAUCAACUACUUCCCCAACAAGUCGCCCAAUGCCUGCCGCAAGCGCCACGAGCGUCUGAUGGAGCGCAAAGGCGCCGACGACUGGGAUCAGCGACGGCUGGAGCAGCUUGCCAAAGAGUACAUGAGCAUGCGCAAGGAGAUCUGGCAGGGUCUUGCAGCCAAGACUGGAGAGCGAUGGAAUGUUGUCGAGCAAAUGUGCAUGACCAACGGACUCAAGAACCUCCAGUCAGCCUCGCGCUCGGCGUCCCGCCGCGAGCGGCUAGAAUCAGGCCAGUCCGGCAUCCAUGGGUAUGACGACGACGACAGCGGCAUUUCGGGCAUUGGUCUGACUCCCAUAGAUGACCUGGACCUGUCCUACAGCAGUCCCGCCGCGAGCUCCCACUCGAGCGGCAGCCACCACGGCGGAAGCACCACCAGCAGCAGCGCCUCGAGCCUCGGCGGCCACCACCACCACCAGCACCCCCAACACGCAAACUCGUACGGCAUUUCCCUGCACCAGUCGCACAUGCCCAUGCACGCCUACCCGCAUCACGCCUACACGGGAAGCGCAGGCGGCGGCGCCGCCAUGUCGUCCAGCUACAGCUCGACGCACUCGUCCAACCCGGCCAUCACGUAUUCCACACAUGACAAUGGCGCAACUUACAUGGCGACCGGCGGCGGCGGCAGCAGCAGGCAGCAGCGCCUUUCCAGUGCCGACAUGGGCAUCGAGUCCAUCAUCAACAGGCCAGGGCAUCAUCGUAUGCAUCACGGGGGUAGCGGCAUGUGAUUCAACUCUUUCUCUUUUGUUAUGAAGGUGGCAAGAGCCUCACAUUCUUUUUCAUUUCCCACGGCUUUAUUUUUAUUUUUCUCGAUUGUGGUUGGGAGCCAACCGCUGUUCUUUCUUCCACUCGUGGCUGUUAGCUAGCUUUUGUUCUUUGUGGCAUUUACACGGGCGUUUGGGGUUUUAUAUAAUGAAUGACUACAUGGAUUUCCU
This is a messenger RNA of Microdochium trichocladiopsis, 1483 nucleotides long. RefSeq lists its product as uncharacterized. Lineage: Eukaryota; Fungi; Ascomycota; Sordariomycetes; Xylariales; Microdochiaceae. The record is from RefSeq and is a predicted model, not a curated record. The transcript is spliced from 2 exons. The coding region runs from base 176 to 1276 and encodes 366 amino acids.